Molecule: messenger RNA, 761 nt
Organism: Chara braunii
Lineage: Eukaryota; Viridiplantae; Streptophyta; Charophyceae; Charales; Characeae
Source: the annotation of a GenBank genome assembly
CUCAGCUAAGAGGGGAGGUGAAGGAAGGGCAGAUGAGUAAAGAAGAGAGGGCUCAAAGGGAGAGGAAGAAGAAAGGAUGGAGGGAUUAUAUGAUCAGGAUGCUGCAAGAUGAUGACCUGCCUGUGAACUCCACUUGGGACGUCAAAUUUGAGAGGAUGCUCCUCUCAGAGUUGAUGGUGAGCACCAAACACUCCACAAACUUGCAGAAAAUGAUGGGGCUGCAUGAGAUGCUGGAUGAAAAGUGCCCCAGACUUUUUGAAGAGUAUGCUGAGGUUGCCAGGAAGUUGGGGAAGAUGGAAGGAGGAGAUGGAAUGAGGGAGAUUGGAGAAGACCUAGAUACAGUAGGAAAAGGGUUUCAGGCUGAGCUCAAGGAAAGCACUGAGCUCUUCACCCAAGGGUUCUUUGACUAUAUUCCAGGGCUCUUGAAGGAAAUGAGCAGACUAAGAAAGAAGGAGGAGGAAAAGGAUGUCCAGGUGACCAAGUUAACAGAGGAUUUGGAGGGGAUAAGGAAGGAAGUGGAGGAAUUGAAAAAGAGGAAGGAAGAGCUGCAAAAACAAGUAAGUACUUUGGAGAUUUUCCUGACCCAGAAAAGCAAGGAAUUGGAGGAUAAAGUGGCUGAGAGGGAGAAGGUGGAGAAGAAGGUGGAAGGUUUGUGCUCUGAGGUCAGCGUGCAGGGGCUGGACCUGGAUGAUGAGAUCAUGAAAGAGUAAAGAUGAGUCAGGUAAAAAUCCCGACAAUAAUAAUGAAAAGUGAGGUGACGA